UUGACUCCUCGACCAACUCCAAUUUUUCACACAAGCGCCGAAGAACCACCCAAACCACCCUCCUUCCCCCAACCCCCGCCAACACCAUGCCUCCCAAAUCCGCCAAAGCCCGCCUCACCCCCUCCUCCUCCUCCAAGAAAUCCUCCCCAUCAUCUCCCACCACCCCACCGCACCCCUUCAAACCGGCUCCCUCCUCCCUGGACCCGUUCACCCGCACGCUGCCGACCGGCCACAUCUACAUCGCGCACGUGGACCCGCGCCCGGCCGCGUUCAAGCGCAACAUCUUCGCGGUGCCGGUGCUGCUCAACGUGGCGGUGGCGGCGCUGUUCGCGUGGCGGGUGGCGUACGUGGCGCCGUGGUACGCGGCGCUGCUGUCGUCGACGCUGCUGGGCGCGGCCAACGAGACGACGGUGCGCGCGGCCGACCUGCCCUGGCCCGCGCUCGCCCGCGCCGUCGCCCGCCGCGCCCUGACCUUCCUGCUCGACUUCGUGCUCGCCGUCUUCGUCUGGCCCUGGCCCUACGAGUUCGCCGUCGGCACCCGCGGCCGCGGCAGCCCGCUCGCCUGGCGCUGGGCCGUCGGCUUCCGCGACCGCGAGGUCUACGUGCGCCGCAGCAGGGAGCGGUGGGAUCGCGGGCUGGUGGGGGGCGGGGAUCUGUUUGAGGAAGGAAACGCCGAGGCGAAAGAGGCGCGCGAGGCCGUGCUGGGCCGCGUGCGUGCUGCUACGGCGCCGCUGUUGAUGCAGCGGAAGACGGGGUAUUUGACGAUGGAUGGGGAGUGGGAUCUGGACUGGAAGGCCAUGGUGGAUGCUACGAGGCUGGUGGACAAGAAGGAGAUCGCGCUGGAGGCGUUUGGGACGGUGGCGCUGCUGCAUCACGAGCGGUUCGGCUGGCUCACCAUUGACUUGGGCAUGGGGGGGAAUGCGGAGCAGGACGAGCGGCGGCGGCAGGUGUUUGCCUUCCGGGACGCGCUCGCGGCGCUCGGGAAGGAGGACCUGUUCUUCCGCUGGAUCGAGAUGAUCCAGUUCGAGACGACGCAGCCCGGCGGGUUUACCGCUGAGAAGCAGGUCGAGGCCGCCAAGAAGGUCAGGGACAUGUUCAAAUCGAACGGGGUGGACUUCGAUGGGCUUUGGAAAGAAGCGGUGGGCACCGAGGGGCUUGCCGGCAUGCCUUGAUGGCAGUGUCUCUUAUCAUGCUUGUAUGUACAUGUUCACUCCCAGCUGGUCGGUCUUUCGCGAGGUGAUAGAUUCGGAUAGAGCGCCGUCGGCCUUCUCGAAGCCAGGCAUUCACGGGAGAGGGCGGGAAUAAUCAGGAACUGGUUGAAGAAAUGGGAGUA
Messenger RNA from Thermothielavioides terrestris NRRL 8126, 1333 nucleotides. RefSeq lists its product as uncharacterized. Bases 87 to 1172 code for a protein of 361 amino acids. NCBI's taxonomy places the organism in Eukaryota, Fungi, Ascomycota, Sordariomycetes, Sordariales, Chaetomiaceae. The transcript has a single exon. The record is from RefSeq and is a predicted model, not a curated record.